Naegleria lovaniensis is the source of this 558-nucleotide messenger RNA. RefSeq lists its product as uncharacterized. Lineage: Eukaryota; Heterolobosea; Eutetramitea; Acrasida; Naegleriidae. The transcript is spliced from 2 exons. The coding region runs from base 1 to 558 and encodes 185 amino acids. The record is from RefSeq and is a predicted model, not a curated record.
AUGGCAAGAAGUAAAAAGAAAUUCGGAACCAGCACCUACGACAGCGAUGAAUACUCAACGACAGCGAGUCGAACCUAUUCGAAGAGAGUAUUUAGAAAAACGGUCCGAGAUGUGGUUUCUCAAACAGGAAAGACCAUCGUUGCCGACGUGGAUCAAGUGCCACAUCGAGCAAGACGAAGAUGGAAGAAGGGAAUUUUCACCUCAGAAAGAGAAAUGGUCAAUCACAUGGAUGUGAAGAGUAAACAUCAAGAGUUGCAUGAAUUUAUGCAUGCUAAGGAAGAAUCUAAAAACAAUCUCAAAACAGCUCAGCAAAAAGUGAAAUUUGAGGCGUGGUGUGAAUCAAAACCAGCUCAUGUUGUGAAAAAGACACUUAAAAAACUAGAACGAGAAGGAAAAGAAACAAUUUUUGAUGCGGAUAGUACAGAUAGCGAAAUUGAGAAAAAAGUUGAACAAUGGGUGAGCAGAAAUUAUAUGCAAAGCAUUGGAGAAACGAAAAGAUAUUUAGAGACUGAAAGUCUACAAUGCUUUUCUGAAUAUAGAUCAUGGAAGAACAAGUAA